UUGUAGUUUCAAAUUGCUCGUGCGCACCACAGCGUCAAGUAGCCAGAGGGUUAUAGAGGGUGAAGGUCUCUAGGAUUGUAUUUUCUGAGCUUUUGUACUACUAUCCUUGCCAUUAUUAGAAACACACUCCACAGCGGUUUCCCGUUUUGCAUUGCAGCACUCCCCCUGGUGUAUAGCGGCCAAUUCAUGCAAUAAGAGUUCACACGCCGUUACUAUGGAAACAAGUCAACUGUGCAGAGGGACAUAGGAAGAAGAAAAGAAGACGAGGUGCGCGGGUGCAAAAAGUGCGUUCCGGAGCUGGAUUAUAUUUUUUUUAUUUUUUUUAUUCGCUAAUGAUGCCACUUGAAUUACAGCCUUCGUCUAGCCGUGCCACAAUGCAAACCAAGCGGAGUGCAUGGACCCCACUGAACCAUCCGCAGAUCAACAGCAAGCUGUUUGAUGAGAGGAGACAGCUUCUGGCAAAAUGGUUUCGUAGCUGGUCCGACAGCCAGAGGAAGGCUGUGCUGGGGGACUUUGUGCUCCGCUGUUCGGUGGAGCAGCUCAGGUCCCUGAGCCUCACCGUGAGCAGACGGCUCCCCCUGCAGGCUGCAGACUUCACCUGCCUGCUGCCCAGAGCCCUCUGCCUCUACUUGUUCUCCUUCCUGGACCCUCGCAGCCUCUGCCGAUGUGCUCAGGUGAGCUGGCACUGGAGGAGCAUCGUGGAGCUGGACCAACUGUGGAUGGCCAAGUGUCUACGGCUCGGCUGGUGCAUCACCUUCUCCCCCUCGGCCUUUGAGCGGGGUGUCUGGAAGAGACACUACAUAGAGACUGUUCAGGAUCUGCGACGCAGACUGCUGCAGACACCGUCAAUGCCACCGGAGCUUGAAAUUCCUUCAGCCAUCAGCGGUGGACGAAAGCAACCACCAGAACUGGUUAAGAACGACAAGGAGCAUCCAGUUCCCACCAUCCAGCCUCCUGAGUCCAGCUCCAGAUCAGGGUUAAAAACAGAAAAGAAGGCUAAAGCCCUGCCACCAUGGAGAGACUCAGACAGACACCCAAAGGAUACAAUGCGCUUCAACUACCUGGACAACCUGGAUCCCGUGGAGCAGACCUUUAGAGAGCAAAUGAGAAGUAAAACCUCCACAUGCCGCAGCGGUGCGUCCCAGAACGGUGACGGAAAGAGAAAAACGCCAUCUGAGGCCACGUACAAACUACGCAAAGCUAAGUCUCUGAUGUUCCUCAGAGCCCAGGACUCCUCCCCACCUGUUCCUGCUAAUCGUCUCUCCACAGACCCUCGGACCCAAACCCGCCCCUCAUGGGCAUCUCCUGCUCAGGACCACCCAAUUACCAUUGAGACAGCCGUGAACCUGCUCAGCAUGACCCGGUGGAACGCCGGGGUCCGACCCGGGCCAGUGAGGCCGUCGGUCCCCCAGUUAAGUUUGGAGGCCCUCAAGGCAGCCCGGCGCUCUCAGCGGAGCACUCCCAGUAUACGGUUGUUCAAUAUUUGAAGCGCAGCUCAACACUGCCCCCAGCAGGACAAUGAUAUCAGCACUGAGCAGAGCUUCAGGAGAACUUCUUUUGAAUGAAUCUAAUAUUCUUCAUUAUCUCCUUCAAACCUUUCGCAUCAUUUUUUUUGUUGUUGCAAGGAAUCGAUGUAUUUUUGGGAUCAAGUUGAGAGUUUCUGCAAAAAUGUAUUUGAGAAGAAUCUGCAAGUCAAGUUAGAAAAUAUAACAGGCUGUUGUAAGUCUUACCUGAACCUGGCAAGACUUUGGCUUGAAUUUAUUAUUCGAGGACAUUUGAGACAUCCAUCCAUCCAUACAAUUUCUAACAUCCUUGUCCCUGUUGGGGUCAGGAGGGCUGCUGGUGUCCAUCUCCAGCUAAUGUUCCGGACGAGAAGCGGGGUCACCCUGGACAGGUCGCCAGUCUGUCGCAGGGCACAUUUGAGACAUUUCAACUUCUUUUUUCAAAUGUCUCUAUGAUAUUGAACGUGUUUUAUGGGCCAAAUGGAAUUAUAAUUAAAACGUCUG
Molecule: messenger RNA, 2006 nt
Organism: Xiphophorus maculatus (southern platyfish)
Lineage: Eukaryota; Metazoa; Chordata; Actinopteri; Cyprinodontiformes; Poeciliidae
Gene: fbxo16
Product: F-box protein 16
Exons: 9
Coding region: 333-1487 (384 amino acids)
Molecular function (GO): protein binding
Source: RefSeq, a predicted model, not a curated record